Messenger RNA from Camellia sinensis, 806 nucleotides. The record is from RefSeq and is a predicted model, not a curated record. NCBI's taxonomy places the organism in Eukaryota, Viridiplantae, Streptophyta, Magnoliopsida, Ericales, Theaceae.
GUAAAACAUUUGUCUUGUAGUGAAAAAAAAAAAAAAAAAAAAAAAAACUCAAAAACCAAGUUCCCAAACACCCCCAAACUAUGCUAUUGAGGGCUAUAUUGCCAUUGCAGGAGCUGCUGUUCAGUGGCUCAGAGACGGUCUUGGGUUAAUUAGAACUGCUAGUGAGAUUGGGGACUUGGCUAUGCAGGUUGACUCCACUGGUGGAGUUUAUUUUCUGCUAGCAUUUGAUGGAUUAUUUACCCCAUGGUGGCGUGAUGAUGCUUGUGGAGUUUGUAUUGGGAUUACGAGGUUUAUGAACAGGUUUCAUAUUGCUCGAGCUGUGCGCGAGAGUAUGUGUUUCCAGGCAGACUUGUUGGGUAACCCAGUGGUAAGACCAGCUGACAUAGAGACAACAGCUCUUGGAGCAGCCUAUGCUGCUGGGUUAGCUAUUGGGGUUUGGACAGGAGGAAAUUUUUUCUUCUGGGGAAAAGAAGGAAAAAAGCUACCAUUUUCAGUCCAACAUUAGAAGAAGAACUGGGGCAGAUAAAGGUGGAGUCUUGGUGCAAGGCUGUUUCAGGAUCUUUUGACUUGGCCGAUCUAUCCUUGUGACGGGCUCUUCUUCAUUAUGUUAUCUUACUCGCCUUUUCAUUUUAUCAUUUUCCCCUUAUGGUUUACUUUCUAUAAUGCUUAUGUAGGUGUGUAUGCUAGAAACCUUACUUUGAUUUUAGUGGUGAAGUUUAUAUCAUAAUAAAAUGUUGAUUUGGGAGUAUCGCCACCAUUACAUCAUCCUAUGAUUGUAAAAUAGUCGUGUAAACUUAUCUUUAUUU